CGAUUUACUCACGAAUUUGAACAUCUUUAGUUGGUUUUUGGUUGGUUGUUUUUGGGGGAAGCUCAGAGAGAUGACUGAUGCUGUUUUGAUCUGCACGAAUAGCUUUUAUAGCAGUCGCCAGCAGCUGCUAAGGGCUCAAACAGCGGCGACCAGCCACCAACUUCGGCUGCUGGCGAGGUCGUCCACCUUGAGGCGCAUUCGACAGCCACUUCGGCGUUCGGGCAUCGGCACUUCGGCGAUCUGCAGCAGCCAGAAAUCAUAAUGAGCAGAGAUCGGUUCGGCUCACGAUCUGAUCGGAGACGAAGUCGGGUCAUGCUGGGGCGUGCUGAAGGUCAGCGAUGUUUCGAUUGGCGUCGACUCGAGCGGAGAUUCGUUGGUUCUAUAAAAGCAGAGCUCGGAGUUCCCAAUCAUCAUCAGUUAUCCAUCGAAUCUUCUCGUGCAAACAAGCAGCAGUCACAGUCACAGCCACACCCAAAACCAACUUCCAAUAUGUUCAAAUUCAUUGCCAUUGUUGCCCUCCUCGUCGCCUCUGUGAGCGCUGGCCUGAUCGAGACCCACCAUGUUGUGCAUGAGCCUGUCCUCGCCAAGGUUGGAACCGUGGUGCACUCUGCACCCUCUGCCGUCUCCCACCAGAGCAUCACCCAGGUGCACAGCAAGUCCUACAUCCAGCCCGUGGUUGCUCCCGUCCUGAAGACCACCAUCCACUCUUCUCCCGCCGUGGCUGUCCAUGCUGUCCAUGCUGCUCCUGUCGUCCACACCGUUCACUCCGCUCCUCUGGUCCACUCUGUGCCUGUGCUGCACCACGCUGCUCCUCUGGCCUACACUCUGCACCAUUAGAACCCAAAUAAUUGUUUCUUUGUUAAACUAAAUAAAUCUACUGAAAGUAUUAUUGAUC
Drosophila obscura is the source of this 895-nucleotide messenger RNA. RefSeq names its product retinin-like. The record is from RefSeq and is a predicted model, not a curated record. The transcript is spliced from 2 exons. Lineage: Eukaryota; Metazoa; Arthropoda; Insecta; Diptera; Drosophilidae. Bases 262 to 837 code for a protein of 191 amino acids.